This is a messenger RNA of Macrobrachium nipponense, 10109 nucleotides long. It is a transcript of the gene Chd1, whose product is annotated as chromodomain-helicase-DNA-binding protein 1-like. The transcript has 31 exons. The record is from RefSeq and is a predicted model, not a curated record. NCBI's taxonomy places the organism in Eukaryota, Metazoa, Arthropoda, Malacostraca, Decapoda, Palaemonidae. Bases 465 to 5897 code for a protein of 1810 amino acids. Gene Ontology annotation, cellular component: nucleus; chromatin. Gene Ontology annotation, molecular function: ATP hydrolysis activity; DNA binding; ATP binding. Gene Ontology annotation, biological process: nucleosome organization; regulation of transcription by RNA polymerase II.
CACAACGCUGAGCAUUGUGGGUACUGGUAGGAAUACGGCUUGACAGACAUCUCUUACACAGCUGUUGCACUCUGUCUAAUAUCGUGAUAUUUCCUAGGCAUCUGCCCUCGUUAGGGCCUGUAAAGAAGAUCAGCCCAUUGUUUAGUGCAUGUAGAUUGUCGUGGUGUGUGGAAAAUGCGUGCAUUUUAUCAGAAAUGUGAAAAAAAGUGGAAUCCGCAGAGCUACGACUCAUGAAAGGCUGGGUCGCCAAAAUGGCCGAGCGUCAGCCAUCUUUGCGGGCCACGUAACCCCAAAGAAUCUCAAGUGUGAUACGUUCAGCUUCAGUUGUGACAUCAUUUAUAAGACUUUUGUGUUAUUCACAUCGGUUUUGUUGUGAUUAAAGAGAUUUUGUACGGAAAAUUUGGAAUCUUAGAAAAAUUUCGCCGUACCGUAUCCUGUGAUUUCGUCUGUGAAGCCGGUGCAAGAUGAGAGAGCAUAUUGAAGAUAGCGGCUCUGACUCUGAAGAUGAGCGCUCAGGAUCAGGGAGUGGCUCUGACAAUGAUUCAGAAAACAAUGAUGAGAGCAAAUCUGGUUCUGGAAGUGACUCAGGUUCGGCUUCUGGAAGUGGGAGUGGCUCUGGCUCUGGAAGUUCGUCUGAUUCCUCAGACAACGACAACAAUUCUGACUCUGAUAGUGAUAAUAAGCAGUCAGAUGAUGAUGAUGAUGAUGAUGAUGAUGGAGGUGGGAGGGAAGACAAUGAUGAUGAUGAUGAUGAUGAUGAUGAUGAUGAUGAUGAAGAUGAUAAAGAAGAGGAAUAUGAAGAUGAGCAUAAUCGUUCUAGUAGUUCCCGCAGUAGUGAUCGUGCAAAAUCGAAAAAAAGUGGAAAAGAUGUGAAACCGAAUGAAUUGCAGUGGGUGGAGAAUCCUGAUAUCUACGGCAUCAGACGGUCAGGACGAGAACGUAAGGAGCCAGACCGGAUGAAGGUGGAGCAUGAGGACAGAACUAAGAAGCAAAGGAAGAGAAAGACUUCUAGUCACUGGAAUAGUUCUGAGCAGUCGGAGAGUGAGGACUCAGAUUCUGAUGCACCAAAGCCUAAGAAGAAACCUCCUAGUAAAAAGUCUGCAUCCUCAUCCGCAAAAAAGAAGAGUAAGCGUGCCAGGACGAGUAGUGAAGGCAGUGAUAGUGAGGAUGGAGGUAAAAGGCGUGGCUCCAAUAGGGCUGCCAAGGAAGUUAGUUAUAAGGAAGCAGAAAGUGAAGAGGAGGAGGAAGAGGAUGAAAUGGUGGAAGUAGAAUGGACUGAAAAGAAGGAGGAAGAAGAGAAUGUGCAAGUUAUAGAAAAAAUCCUUGAUCACAGACUUGGGAAGAAAGGAGCGGUUGGUAUGCAAACUUACGUUUAUGAAGUUGAGAAAACUGGAGACCCAAACAGCAACUUCGAUCCCAGUGACCCCUCUCAAACAGAGACUCAUUAUCUGGUGAAGUGGAAAGGAUGGGCUCACCUUCACAACACAUGGGAGUCAGAGGAGUCAUUGAAAACACAGAAGUACAAUGCAUUUCAGGUUAAAGGUCUGAAGAAGCUGGAGAACUACUUGAGGAAAGAUGAGGAGAUUCAGAUGUGGCGGCGACAUGCUUCACGCGAAGAAGUGGAAUACAUGGAAAUUCAGUCAGAAUUGGAAAAAGAACUUUAUCAGUCACAUCUCAGGGCAGAGAGAAUUUUUGCUGAAGUUGAGGAGAAUGGUAAUAAGUAUUUUUAUGUUAAGUGGGAGAACUUACCCUAUGCCGAGGCAACUUGGGAACUGCAAACAAUAGCUGAAAGAUAUUCACAACAGCUUGAACACUUCCGGGAGAGAGAGAAGUCAACCCGUACUCCAAAACAGUGCCCAGCAUUGAAACAUAGACCAAAGUUUUCACCUUUAAAAGUUCAGCCAGACUUUCUUGGGGGCGAUAAUACGGAGCUUACGUUGAGGGAUUAUCAAAUGGAUGGAGUCAACUGGUUAAUUCAUGCUUGGUGCAAACAUAAUUCUUCCAUAUUAGCAGAUGAAAUGGGUCUUGGAAAAACUAUCCAGGCCAUUUCCUUUCUAAGCUACCUGUUCCAUACCCAUCAUAUGUAUGGGCCUUUCCUUUUGGUGCUGCCUCUGUCAACUCUUAAUGCUUGGCAGCGAGAGUUUGCAAACUGGGCUCCCGAUAUGAACGUCAUCGUAUACAUUGGAGACCGGGACUCUAGACGCAUUGUUAGAGACUAUGAAUGGACUACACCAAAUAAUCGGUUGAAAUUUAAUGCAGUCCUGACUACUUACGAAAUUCUACUGCGAGAUAAGGAAGAUCUCCGAGAUUCCUGUCAGUGGGCAGUUCUUGCUGUGGAUGAAGCUCAUAGACUUAAAAAUGAGGAGUCACAAUUAUAUCAAGCAUUAAAAGAGUUUCGUACCAACCAUCGGUUGCUGAUCACUGGUACACCUCUGCAGAAUUCUAUGAAAGAGCUUUGGGCCUUGUUGCAUUUCAUUAUGCCUGAAAAGUUUGAUGACUGGGAAUAUUUUGAGUCACAACAUGAUGGAGAUCACAUGAAAAAGGGACUCCAUAGGUUGCACCGUCAGCUUGAACCAUUUCUGCUUCGGAGGGUAAAGAAAGACGUAGAAAAAUCUCUUCCAUCUAAAGUGGAACAAAUUUUACGAGUAGAUAUGAUGAGACAGCAGAAGCAGUACUAUAAGUGGAUACUUACCAAGAAUUAUGACAUGUUAAAAAAAGGUAAUCGGGGAUCAACUUCAUCAUUUGUUAAUAUUGUAAUGGAACUAAAGAAGUGCUGCAAUCAUUGUUUUUUGACAAAACCUCCAGAGGAAGUUCCGCCAUCAGAGUAUCUUCAGCAAUUGUUACGAGGCAGUGGUAAACUAAUGCUCUUGGACAAGUUACUGGUCCGACUCAAAGAAACAGGUCACAGGGUGCUCAUCUUCUCACAAAUGGUCAUGAUGUUGGAUAUCUUAGCUCAGUAUCUUCAGUACCGUAGAUUUCCUUUUCAAAGGUUGGAUGGUUCAAUCAAAGGUGAAGUUCGAAGGCAAGCCCUGGAUCAUUUUAAUGCUGAGGGGUCUAAUGAUUUCUGUUUCCUGCUUUCAACACGUGCAGGUGGCUUAGGCAUCAAUUUAGCAACUGCUGACACAGUUGUUAUCUUUGAUUCUGACUGGAAUCCACAAAAUGAUCUCCAAGCUCAAGCAAGAGCUCAUCGUAUUGGUCAGAAAAAUCAGGUAAACAUUUAUCGCUUGGUAACAAAAAAUAGUAUUGAAGAAAACAUCAUUGAGCGGGCCAAGCAAAAAAUGGUUUUGGAUCACUUGGUUAUUCAGUCUAUGGACACCUCAGGUCGUACUGUGUUCAACAAAAAAAUGUCGAAUUCCAAUUCCACGCCUUUCAAUCGAGACGAACUGAAUGCUAUUCUCAAGUUUGGUGCUGAGGAACUUUUCAAAGAUGACGAUGAAAAUGAGGAAGAACCUUUAUGUGAUAUUGAUGAAAUCCUGAAACGUGCUGAAACUCGUGAUGAAGCCCCAACAUUGGCUGGUGAUGAAUUGCUGUCAGCAUUUAAAGUAGCUUCAUUUAAUCUGGAUGAAGAUGAAGAGGUGUCUAAAUUAGAAUCCAUUACUGAUGAGAACACCAAGGACUGGGAUGAAAUUAUACCUGAGGAUUUCCGUGCCAAGAUUGAGGAAGAAGAAAGACAAAAGGGAAUGGCUGAUUUGUACCUGCCACCUCGCAAGAGGAAAACAGUUAAUCAAACUGGUCAAGAGGAGGAAGCUCCUCGCACCAAGAAAAAACGACAAGACUCGGAAUCAAGUAAUGAUGACACGGAUGAUGAGCGUCCUAAAAAACGUGGACGACCAAGAAUGCACCACAAGGAACAAAUUAAAGGUUUUACUGAUGCUGAGGUGAGAAGAUUUAUAAAGAGCUUCAAGAAAUUUAGUAAUCCACUUCGUCGUCUUGAGACCAUAGCCCAUGAUGCUGAUCUCCGUGAGAAGCCUAUCAAUGACCUGCGUAAAAUUGGUGAAACUUUAAUUGAGCGCUGUCAGGAAGCCAUGAAAGAAGCAGAAAGUCUAAAAGAAAACGAUAAAGCACCAGAGGUUAAUGGUCAGCCAAAGACGAGACGGGAUCGUGGGCCCUCAAUUAAAUUAUCAGGUGUGGCUAUUAAUGCCAAAACAACUUUAGCUGCAAUAGAUGAAUUAGCUCCUUUAGACCAGACAAUCCCUCAUGCGCCUGUGGAGAGGGCAUACUGGACACUACAAAUUAAAAGGGUGAAAGAUGCUCACUGGGAUAUACCAUGGGGUAUACAAGAUGAUUCAAGGUUACUACGAGGUAUCUUUGAGUAUGGAAUGGGUUCCUGGGAACAGAUUAAGGGUGACCCAUCAUUAAGUCUCGAUGAUAAAAUCUUAGUUGGAGGGGACACCAAGCCUCAAGCAAAGCAUCUUGAGAGUCGUGCACAGUACUUGUUGAAGUUGAUAAAAAAACAUAUGGGACUGGGUCCUCCAAAGCAACCAAAGAUUCGCAAAGCAGUAGGAAAGCCAAGGAAAGGUGUGAAAGAGGUCAAAGAGAUUUCGAAGGCUAUUAUAGAAAAUGACGACUCAUCGGAUGACGAUGCAACAAAUACCUCCCAACCUUCUCUCCCGAGCCAAAAGAAGCCUCCCAAGGUGACAGAAGAGGUGAAAGAACACAAAGAACCCAAGGAAGUUAAAGUCAAAGAAGAAAAGGAAGAAACUGAGAAGAGUAAAGUAAAAGAGGAACCACCUAUUACACCAGUGGUUGUGGAAAAGGAAAAGAAAAAGAAGAAAGAAAAGAAAGAGAAGCCCAAACCUGUUCCCAUGCACAUUACUGCAAAUGGAACCAUUCCUCUAGAUGACAGCAGAGAACUGGAUAAAACGCAUCCCUUGUGGGAUGAGUGUAAAGAAAAGAUGAGGCCUAUGAAGAAAGCUCUGAAAACUUUGGACAAUCCCAAUGAAAGUUUAACCCAAGAAGAACAGAUUCAGCAUACAAGGAGGUGUCUGAUACAGAUUGGCGAUCACAUCGAGCGUUGUUUGGAAAGCAUGAAAGACCCAGAUACUGUACGGGAAUGGAAGAGCUUAUUAUGGCAAUUUGUUUCCAAGUUCACUGAGUAUGAUGCUAAGAAACUACAUAAACUAUACAAGAAGAAUAGGAAAAAAGAAGAAAACAAAAAAGAAGGUGAUGACAAGGAUGAUAAGAAGAAAAAUAAACAUGAACACUCGGAUAAAAAAGAGAAGGAUAAAGACAAGCAAGAAAAAGAUCGACAUCAUUCGCAUGACAAACACCAUUCCCACAAGAGACGACCUGAAGAUGGUGGGCCGCAUAGUCCUUCCAAGAAGCCAUAUAAUGGGUGGGCACAGAGGGGAAGAGAAGGUGAAAAAUGGGGUGAUCGGGACAAGAACAGAGAUCGGGAUAGAGAACGAGGGGACAGAGACAGACCCCGUGAUAGAGAUAGGGAUCGAGACCGGGACCGUAACUACCCCAGGAGUCACGGACCAGGAGGCCCAGGUAGAGACUGGCAUGGCAAUCCAGGAGGUCGAGAUUUUAAAGAAAGUCGAUAUCCCCAAGAAUAUGGGAAGAGAGAUGGUGGUCCAGGAGGAUAUCAUCGUGAAGGUUACAGACCUCAUGGUUAUCACAGGGGAGGUGGUUCUGACUGGGGUGGUCGUCCACAUCACAAUAAGCACUCUGGUUAUGGACCUCCAGGCGGCUACCAGCAAGCUCAUUACCCUGCUCCUCAUCCCAGUAAUCCUGGUAUUUAUGCCCCAGCUCCACCAAUGGGUAUGAGGAUGCCUCAUGGAGGACCACAUUUUGGUGGUCAUAGACCUGAUUGGGGUCAAAAGGAUAGACCCCAACAAGAUUGGGGGCAAAAAGAGCGACCCGAUAGACCGAGUUAUCCAAAAGACUAUUCUUAAUGUGUUUCUCUGUGUUGUGCUGCCCUCCCUCUUUGUAAGAGACAUGUUUAAUUUAUUAUGCAUCAGUUUUCAUCCUUGUGGAUAUGUAUGUGUAAUCACAAACUUUAAGUGGACUGCACACCUGAAACAUUCUCAUAGAAAUUGUGCUUCCUAAGUGAUAAUUGUCCAUGCAGACCACAGGAAUGAAAGUGACUGUGUAGUAUUAAGUUAAAUAAUCUUCAGUUAUUUGAAGAGGUCAAAACAUUUCCUAGGGAUGCAUAACUUUUAGGUUAUAGCAUUCAUGAGACAAGUGUCUCUUCUGGCUGUGACUGUACAUAUUAGAUUCUUUGCAAGAUUUUGUUAGUCGGUGAAUGAUUGCAAAAAUAUGCCAGUAUUGGAUUUGUAAACUUUUUGCAGUGUUUAGUUUUGAGGUAGACAUGUAUAGAUGUUUUUAAAGCAAUUUAUUGUCAUUCAUGGAAAUACUGUGUUUCAUUUAGUGAUGUCUUUCCUUUUUAUCAGAAAUUUGUCAACAUAUUUUAAAAAUGCUAAUACCUCAGUUUUUCGUUUUCCUUCAGAGAUUUCAGAGCUUUUUCAGAUAUUUAUUUUUCAUAACAAUUUUGUAAAAUAAUCUUUUUCACAUCAAACUACGAAACUUUAAUCUUUUUAGGUAUAGGUCACUGUUGCAAUUAUUUUUUAUAAUUCAUACCAAUUGUGGAUUUAAUUUUCUCCUAUAAUAAUUUGGACUCAGUGGUAGGGGGAAAUUCAAAGGCAGAAUAAAUACACAUCAGAUGCCAUGUCAUUUACAUAAUUUUUUUAUUUUAUAAAUCCACUUACUAGAUACGCUUUGUUGAGAACUGGCUGUACAGGAAAUUACAUAGGAAGAUUGAAAAGUUUAUAUGGUAUAUAUCACCAACAGAUUUUAAAGUUGUAUGCUGCUUUCAUAUUCUGAGUAUGUACUUAAUUCUUGCUGUGGUCUUUUAUGCCGAAUUCAUAAUAGUCUUCGAGGCGGAUUUUGAAAGUAGAAAUCUAUAGUUAAACUGGUACUACCCCUCAAUAUUUGGGAAGCUGUGCAUUACUUCCCAUUUUUAACAUUUUGCUACAAUCAGGUUAUGGUUUUGUUGUUUUUUUUGGAGUAUUUUCUUCAUCAGACUUCACUUGGUUUGUUGAUAUAAGUGUAUAUUGGUCAUGCAUUGAAUUUAAAAUGGUCUAAGUUAGGUUAUUAACUAGGACUGAGUGGUUAUAGAGGGGUAAAUAGAGUUUUAUGCUUGAAUAAGUGUAGUGUAAUGGUUACCUUUGUACCACUGGAAGGGUGAAAGUGUAUAAAGGCCUUAGCCACUACCAAGUCUUGAAUGCUAGUCUUUGUAUGUUCAUAUAUUUUGUCUACUUCACCCUUAUCUGGUAUAUCUGUAUGGUUGAUGUCUAUUAGACAAACUGUGAAUACUGUCUGUCUUCUAUUUUGCAUUGCUAUUAUUUACUUCAUCAUAUAUUGUUUCUCUGAUAUUUCACCUUCAUAUUUUACUACUCGAGUGUUUUCAUAAAUUUAAAGAAUAUUUUACUUUCCGAUUACUGUCCUUUUCCCUAAUUUUUUGUAACUUGUUUUGCUAGUGUUACAAGCAGUUUCUUCAUCUACUUUGUUCUGAAAUUCACUUGAUGUAGCUGCAAAAGUCAAGAAUGAAAAUGAAAUUACCCUCAAACCUUAUGAAGGCAGCAAGCAUUAUCCAGUUCUGUAAUCAGCUUUUGCAAGGAAAUUGAGAAAAGAAUGCAGAACAGUCUUCCUAGAAAGUGAUGUAAGGUCAACCAUUUUAUGGAUACAACUUUGUGAUGAUGAUUGAUAAUUUAUACCAGUGUAUAUGCACAGCUUUAAAUGUAUUUAGUUACUACAGUAAUCUUUUAAUAAGCCUUGAGCUCUAAAAGCAGGCAUUAUGAUGAUAGGAUAGUAUUAUUGCACCCUGUUCCCCAUAGCUUAUGCAGUCAUCGUACUUCAUGCUUUUACUGUUCUGUUGUUACCCUCUGUGCAUGUAAGAAGAUGACAAAGCUGUUGUGAAUGUAUGCAUUGGUAAAGGUAGAGCUCAUACAAGGCCUUUUGAUCACAAACUGGUCUGAAGUCCAGGUCUGCUUUUAAUCGUGACAUUUAUUGACCUCAUCCCUUUCUGUGUUAAUGUAUCUACAUAAAUAUACCUUGAAGCCUUAAAUCCAGGUCUUCUUGUUUUUAUAACAGAUUAGUUGACCUCAUCCCUUUCUGCUUGUUAUGUUUUUACAUACUUUGAAGUUAUUAAAACUUUUUGUCAUUAAUAAUUCAAUUUACAAUUCCAGUUCAUCACUCUCUUCCUUAAGUCUUUGCAAAUUCUGUUUGCUUCUUCCUUGCUCUCCUGUAUAUUUUGCAUUUGUUUGAAAUUACACGUAGCUGAAUGUAAAAAACAAAUUCCUCAUGACCUUGAAAAAAAAAUAGGAGCAAUUGAUGUGACAGUGCCACUCCUUCACUCAGACAUAAGUGCUACUUUUCUUUUACCUGUUCAUAAUUGGUGUUUUUAAGUGCUUGUGUAAGUGGUAGGUUGCUCUUGUUCCAUGAUUAAGAAAUUUUUGUCAACUCUAAACUGAACACUGUAUCUUGAUUGUGAUAUACUCGCUUUAUAAAAAUGUGAUAUACUUGAAUAGGGUUAGUUGUACGUAAGUCUGAAAAAUAAUUGAACUUGUGAUAUUGUCAUCAUUUUCAUUAUGAAAGUGUGAUAAUUAUUAACUUCAGUGAAUAGUUCCAUGAUUGACUUCAUUUUGUCAUAGAGAGGAAAUGAUGCUUGUCUUGGAAACACAUCACUCAUGAAAUGCACCAGCUGGAGUAGAUGAUAUGCAUCAAAUUAACGUAAAGAUGUAAUCUUUUUAUUAUUAUUGUAAAGGUGUACAGUAUUUUCAUUUAAUUUCUAUUUCCCAGUAUUUUUCCAAUUCAAUAAGAUGAUUUACAGCCGCUUUCAUCUCUUAUAUCUUAUGUCAUACACUGCAAAUUGUUGAAUUGUAACUACCGAAAUUAAGUCUGUAAAGUUUUGUGCAUAGCUGUUGUGGUUGUGCUUCAACUACAUAAUUUGAUUUACAAAGACUUUCUUUUAAAGGAAAGGCAUGUAAGAAUGGAAUGAUAAUAUCUACCUCCAGAAAAAAUAACUAUGAAUGUCUUCAUGUUUUUCUUAAUGUUAUUUCGAAUCACCAACAACUCUGUUGCCAUGUUAUGUUUGAAUAGAAGUCAAAAGAAAUGGAACCUUAAUGAAACUGGAAAUUAUGCCAUUUUACAGCUUUAUUUUGAAGCCUCAUUCGGAUAAAACCUUUUCCUUCCUAAAACCAUAAUGGACAUAUGCCACUACUUUGUGUCAUUAUGAGGUGAAUUUGCGUUCUUUAUGUAAUCCUUUAUAUUUUUUUAUAUUUACAAUAUUUCUAAAUACUUUUACUCCUUAAUCCUAAAUCAUUUGAGCACUAUUUAUGCCAUGGUUUUAAUAUAUAGUGAAUUGGCUUGUUGGUAACAUAAAAUUGUUAAAUUUGUUCAUGGCUAGCAGUGUGGCUUUUGAAGCCUAUUUUUCCUUAAUGCCUUUUUCAUUGUUUCCAUUGAUCAUAUACAUUACAUUGCUUUUCAUCUCUUAUUUUGACCUCGUAAAUUUUUUAAUUUGUGGAUAUGUAUUUUUCCUUUGUAAUUGUUAGUAAUAGCUUAAGAGUCUCAUGAAAUUCUCUUUCGUUGAUCUUCAUUUUGCUUUUCUGUUUUUGUGGUAAGUAUAGUUUUCAAUACCUCAUUUGUUUCAUCUUUGGUUUACAAGUUCUGGCAUAGUGAGUGAGGUCUGUAUCAUACAGUUUUUUGUUACAAAUUGAGUGAAUGAAUGCAAAACCCCAACCUGUAAACUCAGAGUAUUUUUUUACAGUUUAAUGUGAUAUUUGUAUAUACAGUAUAUAUAUGUGUGUGUAAAUAUAAAAGAAUGAUCUUAGCAUAAUGCAAUUAGAUGGAUACACUAACAUAACAUUUCUUUUAUUUUUUCCUGGCCAUAUUUCAGGAAGUUUGACCUAUGAUAAAAAAAAACCUGUAGUUCCAUGUACGUUUUGUCCAAGUGAGUAUUAUAUGCAACACUGGUAGUUAUGAUAUAUGCUAGGAAAAAAUUGAGGAAAUUAGAAAUGUAAUUGUAUACAUUUGUAAAGUAAAUAUCUGCUAAGAUAUACAGUUAUGUAUAAAAUAUGGCUAUUUGGCAAUAAAUAUGGAAAUAAGAA